Anopheles stephensi (Asian malaria mosquito) is the source of this 670-nucleotide messenger RNA. RefSeq names its product glycine-rich cell wall structural protein-like. The record is from RefSeq and is a predicted model, not a curated record. NCBI's taxonomy places the organism in Eukaryota, Metazoa, Arthropoda, Insecta, Diptera, Culicidae. Bases 146 to 616 code for a protein of 156 amino acids. The transcript has 3 exons.
CCUCCGAGCGCUAUAAAAGAACGCUGCAUCUUCUCGGGAGUGAUUAGUUGCAAACUGGACUGUGGAGUCUGUCUAACGUAGCCCUGUCGUAAUCGUACUGGUUUCGUGCUCGUCGCUUUUUGUGCAUCGUAAAAAAGAAAACAUCAUGGCCAAGUUUAUGAUGACUUCCCUGCUGGUGUUGGCCAGCGUCGUCUUGAUGGUUAGCGCGCAAGGCUAUGGUGGUGGCCAUGGUGGUGGUAGCCACGGUGGUGGUGGACACCAGAGCGAGCACUUCGGAGGCGACCAGCACGGUGGUGGUGGUCACCAGAGCGGUGGCUUCCAGGGUGGUAAGCAAGGAUUCGGCGGUGAUCACCACGGAGGUGGCUUCCAGGGUGGUAAGCAAGGAUUCGGCGGUGAUCACCACGGAGGUGGCUUCCAGGGUGGUAAGCAAGGAUUCGGCGGUGGACACGGAGCCCACGGACACGGUGGCAAGAACGUGCAUGGAGGUGGUGGUGCUGGAGGACACGGCCAGGGCGGUGGAUUCGGACCAGGUCAGAGCGGUGGAUUCGGACACGGUCACAAUCAAAACCAUGGACACGGUGGUGGUCACGGUGGCUACAAAACGCAAGGCUAUUAAGUAGAAGUAUAGUAAUUGUUUAAGAACAAAAUAAAUUGUGAUUUGACUAUGUAA